AUGGCGAGGAAUCACGUGGGAGGCGAUGAAGAAGAUGAACACAACGAACUCCCGCCGCCAUCAUAUGCCGAGGCCACAGGUUCAUCGGCAAGCCUUCCAAUCAACGGACAACAGAGCGGCUAUGUAGACGAGAAAGAGCGACUACGGCAUUCGUUGAGAUCAACGUCGAGCCCGAGUAUUCCCCCAUAUCCCGCGACCGGCAUGCUGGAACUUGUCGUUGACUUCAAGAAACCGAUGCUGGAUUUCUGGACCUUGAACAUCACACCCCUGGAACUGUUGCCCGAACUUUCCUACUGGCAACUGAGGUACAGCACAAGAUACAAGGCCACAAUGCGGAGGCAUGCGCCAGAACCACAGUCAAAUUUUCCUCUCAGAGAAGUCGCAGAGAUCAAGUUCCCUGAAAACGUCAAGCCCGACUGCGGGCCCUUGAUCACAUUCUGGCCCCACGAAGAGGAGAUCGAAAGGGCGGGACUCCGCCAUGUCUCUGCGACGGAGAGAUACAUGCACUGUAGCGGAUGGGUCGCGAUUAAAUUUGCAUUGGAUCUGCCUGCCUUGGGUGGGUCGAGAGUGGUAUGGAUGGUCCCCAAGGGGAGGGAAACGACCAAAGACUCCGAACAAGAAGCCAAUGUCGAAAGAAAUCCGAGCACAUCUGAAAAGGCUCCUGACGAACCAUCGAGCAAGGAUCGAAGAAGAUCGACAGUCAAGAGUUUGUCUUGGACGCCUUUUCCAACCCAGCAUCUCGUCGAAGAAUGGUCGAAUCGCAUUGUGGCGACCUAUACCCGCGCAGCUCCGUGGUCGAAGCACCAAGGCUAUUUGACGAUUCUACCAUCCGAACGAGGAUUGACUGCCGAGAUCAUCGAGGGUAUCGUCAUCGCUACAGCAGCUAUGGUUGGAAUGCAGGAUGCUAUUGGGAUGGCCUCCUCGUUGAUUGAAUCUGGAUUUGACUCUGUCAGGAACAAGGGCAAGGGGAAGAGCAAAGACAUUGGAUGA
Molecule: messenger RNA, 990 nt
Organism: Zasmidium cellare ATCC 36951
Lineage: Eukaryota; Fungi; Ascomycota; Dothideomycetes; Mycosphaerellales; Mycosphaerellaceae
Exons: 1
Coding region: 1-990 (329 amino acids)
Source: RefSeq, a predicted model, not a curated record